Messenger RNA from Ixodes scapularis (black-legged tick), 1008 nucleotides. RefSeq lists its product as uncharacterized. The record is from RefSeq and is a predicted model, not a curated record. Gene Ontology annotation, molecular function: metallopeptidase activity. NCBI's taxonomy places the organism in Eukaryota, Metazoa, Arthropoda, Arachnida, Ixodida, Ixodidae. The coding region runs from base 1 to 1008 and encodes 335 amino acids. The transcript has 10 exons.
AUGUCGGAAAUACCUAUUGCCUGGGCUAUGUGUUUUAUGUUGUGUGUAAGCGCCCACACCGGACACUCAAGCACUAUUCUAGAGCACAAAGCGAUCUCUCUCUCCAGUCCAAAGCGUGUAACUCUCGGUGUUUAUGUCAUAUACACUGAUGAUUUCGCGACGAAGUUCGCUAACUAUCAUCAUGAUCGACACGAAGCUAGAGGCUACUUCCGGUCGUUAUUAAAAGCUGUUGAACUGCGAUUCGGGACUACGAUGCCCAUAAUUCUUGAGUUGAUUCUUGUUGGAAGUCGGACUUCUCCCGCAAUAGACGCUGCGUGCCUUGUGCUGACAGCUCAGGAUGAAGGGGCUCCGGUAGACGCUGAAGCUACUCUUGGAAAACUUAAACAGUGCAAACAAGAUGACAGAGACCUGAAAGAAGCUGACGUACUGCUUCUGUUAACAACAAAAUCAAUUACACGGUCAAACCAAGCGUCCUGGCCAGGCAACGCAACACCACAAGGUAUAUGCACCUGUGAGAGCGUGGGUCUUGCCACAGACGACGGCCGAACUUUUUCGGGCACUCACCAAGUUUCUGUAGAAUUGGCAUUACUACUGCGAGCCACGAGGGACACUGAAGGAGGCGAAACUGAUUGCCUGCAAAGUCAGGGAUAUCUACUGUCAAGUCGAUUUGGCGGCUUACGAUAUCAGCCGUCGCGCUGCAGCGAGUUUGCAAUGUUUGUCUACCUGACGCAAGUUAACCCAAGUGAGCAAUGCUGGAAUGACGCACCCCAAGAGGCACCAUUCGCCAAUGAAUAUCCCAAGCAAUUCCCCUCUGACUAUAUGAAAGCAAAGAAUACAGACAUUUGUAAAACUAAAAUACCCGCUUGCGUGACACGUCUGGCUGGAGAUAUUGAAACCUGCAAGGUUAAUUGCUGUGGUGACAUGGAAGGAGAUCUGAAACUUUAUGUUGAUCCGCCAGCGCCCGAUGGAACUCCUUGCCAAGAUGAUGGGGUAAAGUUGCUUUCAUGA